This is a messenger RNA of Pongo pygmaeus (Bornean orangutan), 5137 nucleotides long. RefSeq names its product SUPT20H like 2 (gene SUPT20HL2). Bases 303 to 2753 code for a protein of 816 amino acids. Gene Ontology annotation, cellular component: SAGA complex. Gene Ontology annotation, biological process: regulation of transcription by RNA polymerase II. Gene Ontology annotation, molecular function: transcription coregulator activity. Lineage: Eukaryota; Metazoa; Chordata; Mammalia; Primates; Hominidae. The record is from RefSeq and is a predicted model, not a curated record. The transcript is spliced from 3 exons.
AGCUGACCCCGGCCCUCCCGUUCAUUUCCGGUGUAGCACUCAGAGACGCGAAGCCCAGGCCACGACAAUCACCCCUCAGGUCGCAGAGACGCGAGCCCGGCCACGACGACCCCUCAGGUACCGAUGUUUUCAGAAACCGUCAAACAGAUUGGGUGGCUCUUCCCUGGGGGCAGGUUUCUGGGCAGGUGCCCAGACGCGCCUAGAAGCUGACCCCGGCCCUCCCGCUCAGUUCCGUUCCAGGCCGCAGAGACGCGAAGCCCGGCCACGACGACGACCCUUCAGGGGCCCUGUUUUCUGUUACAAUGGAUCGAGAUUUAGAACAGGCUCUGGAUCGCGCAGAGAAUAUCACUGAAAUUGCCCAACAGAGACCUCCUAGGAGGAGAUACUCACCUAGGGCGGGAAAAACUCUACAGGAAAAACUUUAUGACAUUUAUGUUGAAGAAUGUGGAAAAGAGCCUGAGGAUCCUCAGGAAUUGAGAAGCAAUGUAAACUUGUUAGAAAAGCUUGUUAGGAGAGAUUCCUUGCCAUGUUUACUGGUCAAUCUAUACCCAGGCAAUCAGGGGUAUUCUGUGAUGCUCCAGAGAGAAGAUGGGUCCUUUGCAGAGACCAUUCGGCUGCCUUACGAAGAAAGGGCAUUGCUCGACUACUUGGAUGCAGAAGAAUUACCCCCUGCUUUGGGUGAUGUCCUGGAUAAAGCUUCGGUUAACAUUUUUCAUAGUGGGUGUGUCAUAGUAGAAGUUCGUGACUACAGGCAGUCCAGUAAUCUGCAACCUCCUGGUUACCAAAGCAGGCAUAUUCUCCUACGUCCAACGAUGCAGACCUUAGCCCAUGAUGUGAAGAUGAUGACAAGAGAUGGCCAGAAAUGGAGCCAGGAAGACAAAUUUCCGCUUGAGAGUCAACUGAUCUUAGAGACAGCUGAACCACUGUGUCUCGAUCCUUCUGUAGCAGUCGCCUGCACUGCAAACAGGCUGCUGUACAACAAGCAAAAGAUGAAGACUGACCCGAUGAAACAGUGCCUCCAGAGGUAUUCGUGGCCCUCUGUAAAGCCACAGCAGGAGCAGUCUGACUGUCCACCUCCUCCUGAGCUGACAGUGUCGACUUCUGGCCAAAAAGAAGAAAGAAAAGCAGGUCAGCCUUGUGAGCUGAACAUUGCUAAAGCAGGAAGUUGUGUAGACACAUGGAAACGCAGACCCUGUGAUUUGGCCGUGCCUUCAGAAGUGGAUGUGGAGAAACUUGCUAAAGGGUAUCAGUCCGUCACAGCUGCUGACCCACAGCUCCCAGUCUGGCCAGCCCAGGAGGUAGAAGACCCUUUCAGAUUUGCAUGGGAAGCUGGCUGUCAGGCCUGGGACACCAAGCCAAACAUCACGCAGUCGUUUAAUGAUCCGGUUUUCAGUGGUGAAAUAUGGCCACAUAAAAAAGCCAGGCAGAAGAGCCAGAAGUCUCCCUGGCAGCCCUUCCCAGAUGACCAUUCAGCUUGUCCCAGGCCUGGGUCAGAGACUGAUGCUGGGAGGGCAGUGAGUCAGGCCCAGGAAUCAGUGCAGAGCAAAGUCAAAGGUCCAGGCAAGAUGUCACACAGCUCCAGUGGCCCAGCCAGUGUCAGUCAGCUCUCUCCAUGGAAAACACCAGAACAGCCUGAUCCUGUGUGGGUCCAGUCUUCAGUAUUGGGGAAGGGAGAGAAACAUCCACCUCCCCACACCCAACUUCCCUCAAGCUUGGGAAAGAUUUCCUCAGGUAACAGUUUUCCCCCACAACAGGGAAGCAGCCCUCUUAAGUCUCCAUUUCCUGCUGCUGCUGCUCCUGCUCCUGCUGUAGCUGCUGCUGCUGCUGCGGCGGCAGCGGUGGGGGCGGCAGCGGUGGGGGCGGCACCAAGUCAUUCUCAGAAGCCCUCUGUGCCUCUCAUUAAAGCUAGCAGGCGCCGUCCAGCUGCCCGGCCCCUCACCAGAUUCGUAAAAAUAGCCCCAGCCAUUCAGGUCAGGACAGGCUCCACUGGCCUAGAGGCCAUCAAUGUGGAGGGCCCAGUCCGGGGAGCCCAGGCUUUGGGGAGCAGUUUCAAGCCUGUGCAGGCCCCUGGCUCGGGUGCCCCCGCUCCUGCAGGAAUCAGUGGCAGUGGCCUUCAGUCCUCAGGAGGUCCACUACCAGAUGCAGGGCCCGGUGCAGUGCAGGCAUCUUCUCCAGCACCCCUUCAGUUUUUCCUAAAUACUCCCGAAGGUCUCAGGCCUCUGUCACUCCUCCAGGUUCCGCAGGGCUCGGUUCUGACCGGCCCACAGCAGCAGUUCCAUCAGCUGGUUUCCCUGCAGCAGCUCCAGCAGCCCACAGCUGCUCACCCUCCUCAGCCAGGGCCACAGGGUUCCGCAUUCGGUUGGAGCACUCAAGGGCAGGCCUUUCCUGCUCAGCAACUUCUUAACGUGAACCUCACUGGAGCAGGUGGUGGUCUGCAGCCCCAGCCCCAGGCUGCUGUGUUGAGUCUGCUUGGCUCUGCCCAGGUUCCUCAGCAGGGUGUCCAGCUCCCCUCUGUCUUGAGGCAGCAGCCACAGCCGCUGCUGCUGCUGCUGCAGCAGCAGCCACAGCCGCUGCAGCCACAACCACAGCCACAGCAGAACCAGCUCCAGACACAGCCUUUGAGAGUCCUGCAGCAGCCAGUGUUUUUCGCAACAGGUGCUGUUCAGGUAGUGCAGCCACAUCCAGGUGUGCAAGCAGUGAGCCAGUCGGUAGGUCAGACAAAGGGAGGCAAGCCAACCCCUCCAGCGCCCUGAGGCUUGUGGUAGUUUGUCUCUCUUUUAAAAGCACAGGAGCACUGACCCAAAUGAAUUCCCAGUUUUUACUUGAGUUUUGUUUUUUUUCUCAUGUUUUGGUAUUUUACAUUUUAAAAUACACAUUUUACACAGAAGCACAAUCCACUGAUUUUUAUUUAGAAACGGAAGUGAUUUCCUAAAGGGGCAUUGUUUUGCUUAAGUUACUCCUUUUGUUGUCAUUGCUGUUGAUAUAAUUAUUUUUAAUAUAGUAUUUUACAGUGUCCAAAUCCUAACCAGGUUGAGUUUAAACUUGUGAAGCAUAUUUCUCUAGAGCCAUCAAAUGGCAAUACCAACAAUGUUGUUAAUAUUUUAACAAGAUUUUAAUUUUAAGUUAAUAUUUUAACAAGAAGAGCGUGAUUUAAAAUUUUUAAUGGUGAUAAAAACAUAUAAUCUAAAAUGGACCACCUUCACUAUUUUAAGUGCACGGUUCAAUAGUAUUAAGUCCACCCCCACGGUUGUGCCGCAGAUCUCAAGACCAUCUUGCAACACUGAAACUCAUGCCCGUUGAACACCAGCUCCCCAUUCUCCCUCAUCCAGUCCCUGGCAGCCAUUGUUCUACUUUCUUUCUCUAUGAGUUGACUACCCUGGCCAUUUCAUGGAAGUGGAAUCAUAUGGCAUUUGUCACUUGGUGAGUGGCUUAUCUCACUUGGCAUAAUGUCCUCAUGAUUUAUCCCUGCUGUCUCAUGUGACAUGAAGGUCAUUGCUUUUUAAAAAUGGUCUCACUGUACAUAAUAUAUAUGAAAGUGACCUAUGAACUCUGAGAAACCUCUUUCAGAAGAGUGUAAUUGUAUUUCCAUUAAUAGGUUUAUGCACAAUAUAUGGAAUGGAAUUAUUACACAUUCAUUUUGAAAAAUGAAAAGAAAGUACAGUACAGUGAUGCUUGUCACACUGCAAUUGAGUACAUAGAAGACCUCCAAAGCUGUGGAAUGGAAUUAGUGGCAGAUUUGCUUGUGUGACAGUCCCCUGCCCUUUCAAAGGCCCUGUCUGCACCUAGUGCUCCACAGAGCAAGGCUUUCUCACUGGCUUUGAAAAGGCUCUUUUUGGAUGUUUUGUGUGCUCUCUUUACAAAAUCAUUUACAUUUUUUGUAGGUUGUUUGCAAGAAGUUAAUAGCGAAACAUUUGAAAAUCCAUUUUAUUGGUUUGCUUUUCAAAUAUUUGUAGCCUUGUUUCUUAAGUAGAACCCCCGUCUUUGUCUUUUUCUCUUUGUUGAUGCAUCAUCAUCAGUUGUUCAGCUGUUUCUGCUCCCUCAUUUUUUCCCUUGUUCCAGUGAGACUCAAAGAACCAUGAACUUUUGUGCCCUUUUGUUUUCCCUUUCUUUUUUCUUUUUUAACAACUAAGGGGUAAUCACAGAACAACCAACCAUUGUAAAGUACAAUUGUAAAGUGGCAUUUAGUACAUUCAUGAUGUUGUACAACUACCACUUCUGUUUCCAAAACAUUUUCAUCACCCACCAAGAAAUCUGUGUACCCAUUAAGCACUAGCUUGUCAUCUUCACACCCCCAGCCUCUGGCAACCACCAAUUUGCUUUCUGUUUCUAUGGAUUUACCUAAAUAUUUCCUGUAAAUGUAGUCAUACAGUAUGUGAUCUUUUGUGUCUGGCCUCUUUCACUCGGCAUAAUGUUUUUGAAGUUCUUCCAUUUUGUAAAAUGUAUUGCUACUUCAUUCCUUUCUGUGGUUCAAUAACAUUCCAUUGUUUGUAUAUAGCACAUUUUUGUUUAUUAAUUCUUCUGAUGAUGGACACUUGGGUUGUUUCUACCUUUUGGGUGCUGUGCAUAGAGCUGCUGUCAACUUUCAUGUACAAGCAUCUGUUCUAGCACCUCAUAUUUUGCUCUGUUAAAACCUUGAAGGGCACCCUAUGUAAUACUAGUUUUUCUAGGUACGCAUGUAUAUUUCUCUGUUUUUUGCCUUAACAAAAUAGAAGGAAAUUUGAUCUGGCAUUCCAAAAGACAUCAGUAAAGAGACAGGUAUCCAGUGAAUCUUACUUGAUGAACCCUUUUACUAAUGUGCUACCGAUGCUGUUAAAGAUUUGACCAACUUCAAGCAAACACAUCGAAUUUCCUAAGUGACACCAAGUCCAUCAGAGCAGCCUGGACAUAAUUGGGAAUGGUGCCUGCACUUUUAAGAAGCGAACGAGUGCAAUGACCAGUUGUAGAGAAGAGUUUAUGCAUGGCCUUCAGAGCUAAGCAGUGACCUGAAUUCAGUAUGUCACCAAAUUUGGCGUGCUUUCUCCUUUGCCCCCUGCUUCUUUCAAGUAGGACAUGGAGACAACAGCCAAAUUUGUGCUUCAGUGAUGUGACCUUCCCUUCCCAGGCAGGCAAAUAAAUUGAGUUUUGUUUCUGAUUAUCA